AUGCUGUUGCUACUGUCACUGCUGCCUCUCCUGCCGCCGCCGCUGCUGCCGCCGCCGCCGCUGCUCCUGUUUUUGCUUUUACUUCUCCUGCAUGACAGUUGUUUUCUUCAUCUAAGCAGACACCAGCUUCAGAUGCUCGGGGUGAGGAACCUGCCUUUCAGUUUGGGCUACUGGUUUACUUAA
This is a messenger RNA of Lepus europaeus (European hare), 183 nucleotides long. RefSeq lists its product as uncharacterized. NCBI's taxonomy places the organism in Eukaryota, Metazoa, Chordata, Mammalia, Lagomorpha, Leporidae. Bases 1 to 183 code for a protein of 60 amino acids. The record is from RefSeq and is a predicted model, not a curated record. The transcript has a single exon.